This is a messenger RNA of Oldenlandia corymbosa var. corymbosa, 1455 nucleotides long. NCBI's taxonomy places the organism in Eukaryota, Viridiplantae, Streptophyta, Magnoliopsida, Gentianales, Rubiaceae. The record is from the annotation of a GenBank genome assembly.
AUGAGUGAAACGAUCCGGAAAUCGCAAAAGUUAUCUGAUGAUUGUGGCGUGAUUCAGCAAAUUGAUCGGAUCAGUAGCUUACCGGAGCCAAUCAUCUCCCACAUUCUGUCAUUUCUUCCGACAAAAUCUGCUGUUGCGACGGGUUUCGUGUCCAAAAGCUGGAAGCAUCGCUGGACUGGAUUGACGAGCUUCGAUUUCGAUGAUGAUUGGUGGCGUAAUAGAAGCAAGAAGUCUUCUCGCGCGAGGGAUAAUGGUGCCGAGGAUCCGAACAAGAUGAGGUUUGUGGAUUUUGUUAACAUGGUUUUGAUUAACCUUAAUACCGAGAUCUCCAUGGCCAAGUUUCGUCUUAAGGUAAACAACCGCAAAUUCCUAUCUAUUCAUCUUAAUAUAUGGAUAAACUUUGCUAUUGCCCGAAAAAUUCGAGUUCUAGAUCUGGUUAUGAUGUCUUCAGAGUUUUGGAUUGAUAAUUGGGAUCAUGAUUUAGAGUUUUAUUUGCCAAGUGUACUCUACAAUUGUGGGACACUUGAGGUUCUCAAAUUACAGGGGCCAUUCCUAUUUAAAGCUCCUCAUGUAAUUUGUCUUCCAAAACUUGUUGAUUUGGAGUUACUUUCUGUGAAAUUUGAUUCGGCAGAGUCUUUUCGUAAACUUAUAAGUGGGUGUGAAGCUCUGCAAUGCCUAAGAAUCGUAAGGAAUCACUUCACAGAUGGCCUGCAAAUUUGUAAUAUAUCUUCACUUACCCUUAAGCGUCUUGUCAUUAACAUUGAUUUUGAUGAGUGCUACUGUGAUCAACCUGGUGAGUACAAGUUGAAAAUUGAUACCCCUGCAGUUGAGUACCUAGUCUUGAACGAUUGCGUUUCGGAUGAAAUUUCUAUGCAAGGAUUAACUUCUUUGAAUGAAGCUGUUCUUGAUGGCCGCCGAUUGACUAUUGGGUUACUUGAAGCUUGUGAUCAGGGGAAGGUACUGGAAUUUCCAUACAAAGUCAUCUACAACAAUAUUAUACCACCUCCUGAAGGCACCGACAGAUUCUCAGUAAGUUUUAAGUGGCUAACCAAUUUGAAAAUACAAAAGGACCGCAGUGCGCCAUUGGGCUAUUUCAUGGAUUUGUUUGAUUUUUGUUGCCAAUUAAAAGUACUGGUUAUUGAGAAUGGAUUCUUUGGAAGCUGUUUUCACUAUCAAAAAAGAUAUUGGAGGGAUCCUAUCAAUGUUCCUAGAUGCUUGUUAUACAGUCUCACAGAAAUUUCGUAUAAGGGGCUCGAAGGGACUGAGGAUGAGUUGGCCAUGUUGAACUUUGUUCUCAAUCAUGCUUUAGUGAUGAAAUCGGUUCAUAUAUACUCUUCUGUUCUGAGUGAAAAGGAAAACAACAAUUUACUGAAAGAGCUAUUGGAGUUCUCGAGAGUGUCUCGCGCUUGCAAAAUCACAUUUGAUGAGUUGGCUCCAAUGGAUGUUCCUGGAUGA